AUGGCGCUGGCCGCCGCCGCGUCGUCGGUCGGCGUCGCCUCCGUCGCUCUGGUCUUGAUCCUCAUCGCCAAUGCCUCGCCUUCGGAUGCUAGUUUGGAGGGGAGGCGCGCCUUGCCAGGUCGCGAGAUUCACCUUGAGCCAAUUGUCUACCCAGAAAAUGCACAGAGCACGGUGGGCUCAUCGCCAUGGAGGAGAUCGGCGGAGGAGACACCACCGUCGCCGGCGAACAAUUCGCUCGUCCUCGCGGCAAAGAGGACCCGCCGGAACGACCCCAGCGCGAACAACACGAUGUACGGCGGCGGGUGGAACAUCAGCGAGAUGCAUUACUGGGCUUCCGUGGGCUACACCGGCGUCCCGCUCUUCUUUCUCGCCCUCGUCUGGUUCGUCGGCUUCGGGGUCGUCAUGCUCGUCAUCUCCUGCUGCUGGUGCUGCUGCUGCUUCUGCCGGGACCGGAGCGACGACUACUCGCCCGCCUCCUUCAACGCCUCCCUCAUCCUCCUCGUCAUCCUCACCAUCGCCACCAUCGUGGGGUGCCUGCUGCUGAACAUCGGGCAGAUGGCGUUCCACACGAGCACGAUCAACACGGUGGACUACGUGGUGGGGCAGGGCAACCUGACGGUGGACAACCUGAGGAACUUCGCGGGGAGCCUGGCCGCCGCCAAGAACAUCGGCGUGGACCAGAUCUUCCUCCCCGUUGAGGUCCAGCGCAAGAUCGACGUCGUCGAGGAGAAGCUCAACUCCUCCGCCAAUGAGUUCUCCGCCCGCAUCGUGCUCAACUCCGACAAGAUCAAGAACGUGGUAGACCUGAUGCAGGUAGCCCUGAUGGAUGUUGGAAGUGUCAUGCUUGUCCUUGCCAUACUCGGACUCAUAUUCUCCGUGUUGGGGCUGCAGUGUUUUGUCUCCCUGCUGGUGAUCGCCGGAUGGGUGUUCGUCACCGUCACCCUCAUGAUGGCCGGCGGCUUCGUCCUCCUGCACAACGUGGUGGGGGACACAUGCGUCGCCAUGGACGAGUGGGUGACGCACCCGCAGGACCACACGGCGCUGGACGACAUCCUCCCCUGCGUGGACGUGGGGACGGCGAACGAGUCCAUGCACCGGAGCGAGGAGGUGACGGCGCAGCUGGUGGCGCUCGUCAACAACGUCAUCGUCAACAUCUCCAACCGGGACUUCCCGCCGGGGCUGCAGCCGCUCUACUUCAACCAGUCGGGGCCCAAGAUGCCGGUGCUCUGCAACCCCUUGAAGCCGGACAUGAGCCCCCGCGAGUGCGCCUCCGGCGAGGUCGACUUCAAGACGGCGCCGGGGGAGUGGAAGAAGUUCCAGUGCCAGGCCAAGGGCCCCGCCGGGAAGGAGGUGUGCACGACGGUGGGACGGGUGACGCCGGCGGCCUACAACCAGAUGACGGCGGCGGCGAGCAUCAGCAUGGGGCUGUACGAGUACGGGCCGUUCCUGAUGAACCUCCAGGACUGCACCUUCGUCCGGGAGACCUUCACCUCCAUCAGCGUCAACAACUGCCCCGGCCUCCGGUAUUUCAGCAAGACCGUCUACCACGGCCUCAUCCUCGUGUCCGCCUCCGUCAUGGUCUCCAUCGUCUGCUGGAUGGUGCACACCAGGCAGCGCAGCCUUCGCGGCAAGCAGGAGUGAUUGUGAUCCGACGACGGCCCCCGAUCGAGCGGAGGUGGCACCCAAUCGUCGUCGGAUCGAUAUUGUCCUAACCGUACGCCUGGCCGCUGCUAUGUGCACGACGCCUCAUCGAUGUGAUUGCAGCUGUGUACAUAUAUGUACCAUGUAUGAUGGAAAAGCGAAGUAUGGUUGCUUUUGCUAAUACGCAAAGCUUGCCUAUCUUUUCAUUAUCACAAGGAAAAAUAGAGUGAAACCAAGUGUUGUGAUGAUGUGAUCUUUUUCAGCGCCAAGAUCCGAUUAGCGAGACAUCAUUAGUCGGUAUAAAGGCUGAUGAUACUGAUGGAUAUGAUAAGUUUGUGUAUAUUUUGGGUGAAAACCCACGGUCUUCCCUUUCCCACUGAA
This is a messenger RNA of Aegilops tauschii subsp. strangulata, 2022 nucleotides long. RefSeq lists its product as uncharacterized. The record is from RefSeq and is a predicted model, not a curated record. Gene Ontology annotation, cellular component: plasma membrane; plasmodesma. NCBI's taxonomy places the organism in Eukaryota, Viridiplantae, Streptophyta, Magnoliopsida, Poales, Poaceae.